This is a messenger RNA of Lolium perenne, 1289 nucleotides long. RefSeq lists its product as uncharacterized. NCBI's taxonomy places the organism in Eukaryota, Viridiplantae, Streptophyta, Magnoliopsida, Poales, Poaceae. The record is from RefSeq and is a predicted model, not a curated record.
GAAACAACAACUGACCAGUCAAUGUUUCUCUCCUGGAAAAUUCAAAGAUGUGGCCGGCAUAUUACACCGAGGGAACAAAUCUCAAAUCUCCCUGUCUCCAUUUUCUUUCCCGCCGUCGCCAACGACGACGUUUUGCUUAAGAUCCCUACUAUGGCUGGCAUACCCACCGUUAUCAAUCAAGUCGCCGCCGGCACUUAUCCCGCCGGCCGGGCCAACCCCGGGCGGCAAACUCCCGCUCUCCUGCAUCGACAAGACCGUCGGUGGUUUUGUGCACCUCAUCCAGGUCUUUCCCCCGUCGGCGUCCCUCUCCGCAGCCCACGGUGACCAAGGCGCCGCCGCGGCCGUGGCCGCGAUGCGGAGCGGGUUCGCGAGGGCGCUUGUGCCGUACUACCCGGUGGCCGGUCGUCUCGCCCCGUCCGGCCUAGAGGUGGACUGCACUGGCGAGGGUGUCUUGUUCGUGGAAGCGGCCGCGAGCUGCGAGCUCGCCGACGUGGACGGCCUUGAGUGCUACCCGCUGCCCAUCUCCGCGGAGCUCCUCCUCCCGCGCCCUCCCCCAGGCGAGAAGCUGGACGGCAUCAUCCUCAUGGCCCAGGCGACGCGGUUCACCUGCGGUGGGUUCGUCGUUGGGAUCAGCUUCAGCCACGCGGUGUUUGACGGGCAGGGCGCGGCGCAGUUCCUCACGGCCGUGGGGGAGCUAGCACGAGGGUUCCCGGCGCCGUCCGUGGAUCCGGUGUGGGAUCGAGACGCGAUCCCUCACCCGCGCAGCCCGCCGCCGCCGCUAUUCAGGGUUCUCACUGAGUUGCACUUUCAAGGGGUGUGUCAAGGCAGACCACUCGGAUUCUGGCCAAGCCAAAUAUAGACAUAGACCCCACUGGAAAAAGCACAAAGAAUAUUGUGUACAGGGAUGUAUUGGAGGGAUACACAGAGCUUUCUCUGUCUUUGGUGAUGCUGAAUUACUCAACCUGCUUAUGAUGAGAUGGUGACCUCACUUCGUUCGUUUCGCCGCAGUUCGUAUUGCCUCAACCAUGGGCCAACGACUACCUGGAAUGUCUUCUAUCUGCAGUAAAGCACUAUAUGUGACCUAUGUUGCACUAAAAAAGUAUCUUUCAUGUUCAGUUGAUGUGGAUGUGAGUACGCAAUGUCGCCGAUGAACUAACUUACUGUGCUACUGUCCUGGAUGAUGAAUCCGACGUCUCGAUAUUUAUCUAGGAAAUAUCAGGUUUUGUAAAUACUUUUGUGCUUGCUUAUACGAGCAGCCUAUCUUGUUAAUGGAACCAUGUUCUUUGUCU